This is a messenger RNA of Morus notabilis, 2011 nucleotides long. Its product is annotated as lysine histidine transporter-like 8. The record is from RefSeq and is a predicted model, not a curated record. Gene Ontology annotation, cellular component: plasma membrane. NCBI's taxonomy places the organism in Eukaryota, Viridiplantae, Streptophyta, Magnoliopsida, Rosales, Moraceae. The transcript has 5 exons. The coding region runs from base 174 to 1775 and encodes 533 amino acids.
CACAUAAUUCUGCACGAGUUUUCCCCAAGGCUACAGAAUUAAGGUUUUAGCUAAAGAAAGCAAAACCCGAAUUCUUGGAGUCUCCUGUAGCUUCUAAGUGCCAGAUCCAACGUUUUAAAAAAAAAAAAAACAACCUCGAAAUCUUGAGCUUAAAAAAAAAAAGGGUGCUUAAAAUGAGCCGUGAAGCGAAAGAGAUAAGCUCCGCUCCUAUAACGCCGAGGCCAUCGUCGCCAAGCAGAGCGACCGGGGCGCCACCCGUUUCGUGCCCCCCGUCGCAGUUCCAUUCGCCGUCGUUGUCUCGGUCUCCGCUGCUGAAUGGCGAGGGCGCCGAGGGAGGAGGUGCGGCACGCCCUAGAAAGGCCCCGAAGACCCCGGUGAGGACGCCGAGAAUGUCUUUGACUCCAAGGUUCAUCACUCCCCUUGGUAGCCCCAUCAGGAAGGCCCUGAGGGCCACAAAGCUUGACCCUCAAGACGCUUGGUUGCCCAUCACCGAGUCCAGAAAUGGCAACAAAUACUACGCUGCUUUUCAUACUCUUUGCUCCGGGAUUGGUAUUCAAGCCCUUGUCCUUCCUUAUGCCUUCACCACUCUUGGCUGGUCAUGGGGAGUAAUCUGCUUGACCUUAGCCUUCAUAUGGCAGCUCUACACCUUAUGGAUUCUUGUUCAACUCCAUGAGUCUGUCGAAACCGGGGUGCGCUACAGCAGAUACCUCCAACUCUUUAGUCUCACUUUCGGUGAGAAGCUAACAAAGUUGCUAGCUACAUUCCCAAUCAUGUACCUAUCAGCAGGCACAUGCUCGACGCUGAUCAUCAUCGGCGCAUCCACGGCAAGAAAUUUGACCCAGAUAAUAUGCGGGACCGAAUGCUCGAGGGAAUUGACAACCGUGGAAUGGUACUUGGUGGUCACUUGUGCAGCCGUGGUGUUGUCACAAUUACCGAACUUGAACUCAAUCGCCGGAGUGUCGCUAAUUGGUGCAAUCACGGCGGUUGGAUAUUGCACAAUUAUUUGGGUGGUGUCCGUGGACAAGGGAAGGCUACCGGGGGUAUCCUACAACCCAGUUAUGGGAGGUAACGAUGUAGAACAUAUGUUCAAGGUGUUCAAUGCCCUUGGGCUUAUUGCUUUUGCUUUCAGAGGCCACAAUCUCAUCCUUGAAAUUCAGGCCACAAUGCCAUCGAAUGAGAAGCAUCCUUCCCACGUGCCAAUGUGGAAGGGAGUUCAGGGCUCCUACACCCUCAUCUCAGCGUGCUUGUUUCCCAUUGCAAUCGGCGGCUACUGGGCUUACGGCCACAUGAUCCCAUCCGACGGAAUGCUGACGGCGCUCUUCAUGUUCCACUCGCAAGAUGUGUCCGAGUUCGUCUUGGGAACGACUUGCGUCUUCGUGAUAGUAAACGCGCUUAGCUCGUUCCAAAUCUACGGGAUGCCAAUGUUUGACGACAUCGAGUCCCAGUUCACAAGGAGGUUUAAGAAGCCGCUGCCGUGGUGGUUGAGGGCCGUGAACCGGGUCGUUUUCGGGUUCAUUUGCUUCUUUGUGGCCGUUGCAAUUCCCUUCUUGUCAAGCUUGGCUGGCUUGAUAGGAGGAAUAUCAUUGCCUAUUACAUUGGCUUUCCCUUGCUUCAUGUGGCUCAAGAUCAAGAAGCCUAAGAUGUAUGGCCCCAAUUGGUGGAUCAAUGGGGCACUUGGGGUCCUUGGGAUGGUCCUUAGUGUCAUUUUGGUCGCUUCUAGUAUUUAUGUUAUCAUUGACACUGGUAUUGAAAUCAGUUUCUUCAAUCCUAAAUAAAAAUCAUCCCAAGAAAAAAAAAAAAAAAAAAAAAAAAAAAAAAAAUGAAUUUAGGGGGGCAAUUUUUUUUUUUGUUAAAUUAAAUUUUGGAGGUGCUGUUUGUGGUUUUAGUACGUGGGGGUGUGUGUUACUGAUGUUAAAAGGGAGAAAUGUAAUAUAAAUUCAGUUUUUUUUUUUUUUCCUCUUUUGAUAUUGAUUUUGGGGUUGAUAAUGUAAUAACUUGUCGCAUUCUAAAA